GGGUACCCAGGAUACUGUGUAUUCUAAUUAAUGUUUAGUGUUGAUUAGCCACUUUCCGAAGCACUUCCGGUAAAAAAAGCUGUGGUCGAAAUUUCUAACAGACUAAUGUAACAAGAACAAACGCAAAACGACUCCCAAUAGUAAUUGACCAAUGUCAAUUGUCAAAAGCAACAAAUCUAACAAUCCUCCUAACCAAAGCAACAUGUCUGAGAUGUUCGAUGUAGAAAGUUUCCGAAACCCCAACGAAAGCAACACCGAGUGGAAGAUGCGCCGCAAGUUUCUUCUAGCGCACCAUGAAACUUUGGACGUAGAUCGCCUUGUGUGCUUGGCCAACUGUUACGUCAAUGUUGAAGUGUAUGGUUGCACUUAUCCUGUGGAGACGAUGAGGGAGCUGAAGGCCUUAAUUGAUCAGCUGUAGACAGCCUCUUAUGUUAUUUCAUUGAAUGUAUAUAUGUAAAUUGCAAUUUCAAAAUGAAUUAUUAUGAACAAUUUUACGAUGACCUUGAAACUAUGGACUAUGAUGAAGCAAAUGCAAGAAAUGACCAUAAUGAAAGACGCCGGCAUUCGGAUUACCCCUAUUAUGCAGGGGACUAUAAUUAUGGUCCCUUUCUUGAUGAUUGCGACCCCUAUUAUGAACAAUCUCAUAGGGGCCACCUUGACAAUGGUGGAAGGGGACCUGAUCAGUUUUAUGGCUCUAGGGGUCAAGGUGAGUUUGAGGAUCUCAGAGGUCUAGGUCACUUCAAAGGCUCAAGGGGUCAGAGGGGUAACUAUUUCGAAAGGGGCAGGGGUUGGGGUAGAGGGGACAAUAAUUACGGGGACAAGGGAGGUCAAUGGAGAGGUCGUGGUGGGGCAGAAAGGGGUAGAGGGGCAUCAAACAGAGGACGCGGUGGUCCCAGAGAUGGAAAAAGGGGGAAAUUUGAGAUGAACUUUGUGAAAGCUGGCACAGCUUUUGUGGAGGAAAAUCAAGAAGGAAACACAGAUGGAAAUACACAUCAAAGGUCAGCAUCAAAUGAGCCAUCUGAUGUUGAAAAAAACGUCGAGCAAGGAUUGAAGGAGUUCCGAUGUCAGCUGGGAUACGGUUAUGGCUAUGGAGCGAGGUCAGAUCUGGUAGACGGUACACCCGGAGCUGCUUGGAUAGCGAUGGGGGAAGCACCAAUGGGGAGUAUGCAGACAGAACCUAUAGAACCUAUGUCCGAGGAUUUCAAUAACCCAAGUGAAAUGCCUAAGCCCCCAAGUGGGAGCAAUGAAGAAAACACUGUGGACAUGGACAAGACCUCUGCUUCUGCAGAUACAUCUGUGCUAGAGAAGCCAAAAAUUGCUGCCCCUGUGAGGACUGGUGUCGCUAGGCCUGCUUGGAACUUUGUGAAAGCCCAGUCUGAAUUUAGGAGUACGGACGUCGCAUUCCAUGAGACUGCUUCUGUAACAAAGCCGGUUCCCAACACAGUCAGUGUGAACAUGGGGAACAAACGAGUUGGGCUGGGGUUUGGAGUAAGUGCUAAGGCCGUUGCUGGAGCUGCAAGUGUUGUGCGGGAGAAGUUUCAUGGUGGAUUGAAAGAUGGCACAAAUAAAACAUUUGAUGCAAAGUUUGCCAGACUUCACGAGGCUGUUAAACUGAAAAACUUGCCUAAUAAGAAUGGGAUUGAAGUCAUGCAUAUGGCUAUAGAUCGGGUUAAAAUGGCGAUGGUGGACGAUACUAGACCUGGAGGCCGCACAUCGACUGGUCAACCAAUGUUCUUGUGUCGUCUGGAGGUUGACGGAGUUCUAGUGUCAGAGGGAUUGUCCACCACAAAGAAGGGAGCAAAGCAUGACGCUUUUAAGAACGCUGUGGAGCUUCUCCUCAAGGAGGGUUUGACUGUCAAGGAGGCACCUGGCGGAGGAUUGGAAUUGAAAGCGCUGGAGCCAGAACCCGAAGCGGGGACUUUUCUUGCUCCACCUGCAACAGUUUUGCAAUCUGCUCAGCUAGGGUUUAACAAGGGGGUGGCUAAAGCAGGACUGGGCCAAUCGGUUGCUAAGAUGCAACUCCCUGUAAAGCCAAGUCAGAGUGGGAAUGUAAAAGGUCAGAAACCUUAUGGCCAGAGUGAGGAAACCUUUGGAAAAUCUGCCACUGCUUAUGGUAACCCUAAGAUUGUUUUUCAUAAUCAACAAUCAGACAAGCCAUUGGAGUUUAAAAUGCCAGGUAAAACUGGUCCUUCUCAUAGUGGUCAAAGUGCACAGGCUGCUGAAAUGAUGGCGCAAAACUUGUUGAACUUCGUGAAAAAUGAAUCUGCAGAAUUGAACCAAUUGACAAAGGACAUCAUUGAAGUUACAAUUGAGAUUGAGUCAGCAAGAAAGAUGGAUGUUCUAUGUAUGACAGGGUCUGAAUCUAAAAGUAAUGAGGAAUCCCAAACAAAUAUUGCAUCAAGUUUGUCUUCUGUUACUAAGACUGCGGUUAAUGAUGAAUCACGAGCUGAUGUCACUAGCGUAAACCUGGGAUCAAGUCCAACCAAUGUUCCUGAUAAUAAACCAGAAGCAAUUAUUGCCUCCACAAUUGUUGAUUCAGGUUCCUCAUCAAUGGUUAAUCAAGAUGUUAACGGUAAAUCUAAAACAGAUACCCCAUCUAAAAAUGUUAACUCAAGUUCGUCACUUAAUGCUACUUCUACAUCUUUACACUCAGCCAGUAGUUGUCCUGGUUCUGCAACGCCUACUGCUUUGUCCACUAUUCCACAGCCACUAUAUAUUCCACGACAGAUGUUUGUAAAAUCAUUGGACUCUCAGAAGCAAGACUUUUCAACUACAUGUAUGACUGAAAGUGUUAAAAAUAAACCGCUAACUAAUACCAAAGGAUUCACUGAUUUAAAGUUACAAAAUGUACCCACAAAAUUCAUUAAGCAAUCAUUUGUAAAAUCGUCACAUUCUUUGGACCAAGAAAAAAGUGAACAUUCAUCUUCUGAAAUUUACCAUCCUGCCCCACCACAAUCUCUUGGUACGUACAGACCGCCCUCAAAGAGUGGUCGUCUUCAGAGUACAGUUCACGCAGUGAAUCAGUCACCCCAAAAUAACCCCCGUAAACGCACUAAUGAUACCCCUUUGACCCCAGUAUACUCUAAACUAAAAUCGCGCAAAGUCAAUAAGAUGAACGACUUGGAUGAUUUGUCGCAGUUCAUUAUUAUUGACUCGACCGAAGUAUCUGGGUGUCAAAUCAUGACGGAUCUGUCCAUACUGCAUACCAGCGCCAACAUGAAUAAAGUCGUGAUGAAAGUGGAGUAUGAGCCCACUGGGAACGGUUUUAAUUGUAGUUUUGUAAUCUCUGAUCACCUAAUUGGGACUAUUUUUGGCGUUAAUAAAGAGGAUGCAAAAGUGAACGCAGCUAAGGCAACUCUGGAUGAACUUCGAGAAAUGUGCUAUACGAUUAAAGUCCUACAGAAUGUUGAUAGCGAUGAAGGUGGAUUGACAAAGGAUCAGUUGAUGAGUGAUGUGCAGAAAGCUAAUGAAAAAUUGCCUGAUAGCAAUGUGGGCAAUAUGCUGCUUCGGAAAAUGGGCUGGACAGGGGGAGGAGUUGGGAAAGACGGGCAGGGGAGGGCGGAGCCUGUGAAAGCGGAGAUGGUAAUUGGUCGAGAGGGACUUGGACUGAAAGCUUCAAGGGGGGUAGGUAAGGAAUUCAACAAGAUCGUUACGAAAAUGCUGGAAGACUAUGUGAAGUCAGACGAGCAGAAGGAUCUGCACUUUUCAUCGGAAUUGUCGAAAGAGGAGCGCGCGAUCAUUCACAACAUUGGUCAGAAGAUGGGUCUUAAGACGCAGAGUAAAGGAAAGGACAGUGAGCGGUACUUGAUCAUCAGUCGCAAGAGGACGGCACGGGAACUGCUGGAACACGUGAUGAGAAAUGGGGGCUCGACCAGCAAGUACCUGGUUGUACCCCCAAGUAGCGGCACAAAUGAGUUCUGGAGCAAUGAAGAUGUGGCGUUUGGUCAUGGGAAACAGUGAUGUGCAUUGGUUAGGAGCAUAACAAUAAACAGCUGUUUCUACUUGACAAAAAAAAACAUAUCAAAGAAAAACUUGUCAACUUAAGAACAAGUUGAAUCACAAAUUCCAGCUCCAUUAUCCUUAAGAGCCUUGCCCUGGGAAAACAGUGCUUAAUGCAUAUGCAUCAAGUAUUGCCUUAACUGGAUAAGUGGAACUUGCUAAGAAUAGACUUUAAAAUAAAAAUUCCAUUAAAACUAAAAGUUUUGUGCCUGACCAUCUUGUGCCGACUGCACAGGUUAGUCAUGGACAACACUUUACACACAUGCAUAUAAACCCGUUCUUCCAAAACAAGGCUUUUAUGGAUCAGGGAGCUGGAAUUUGUGAUUCAAUUUGUUCUCUAAGUUGACUGUUUUAUAUUUGAAAUUUUCCUACAUUCUCUUUUCUCAAGUGGAAACAGCUCUGUAUUUUAACUUUAUUAGAUGAAGGAAUGAUAAUUUUGUUGAUUGAAUUGUCAAUUGUGGAAACAUAUCUGUAUUCUUACUUAAUUAAGAAAUAAUCAUGUUAUUAAUUUUUAAAGCUGAACUUGUUAUAUGUCAUAUGAUUUUAAUUGUUCAUUUAUUGGAAACAACUACCAGUUUUGCUUGUUUGUUGCUAGGCAAGCAUAUAACUUUCAAGGUCAGAAAUGUUGCAGCAAAAUUGAAUGUUUUAUUCAUUGUUUAAUGCUUUUUAUAUUGUUUUGCAAUUUAUAUUUUUGUUUAAAGCUUAUGUUAGUGUGAAUUAAUUAUAUUGUUGAAUGACUAUUAGAAUUAUUACGAUUACUGAGAGAUGAGUAAACCCUUUACCACGUAGAUACGUAUUUUGUAGUCCCAUAGAAAGUUAAAUUUAAUAAAAGGCCUUUAUUACUAAAUUCAAUUUUUAAAGGCUUUAUUUCCAACCCUUAGAUACUGAUGAGCAGCAAACAGCAUAAAACCUGAACAGACUGUGUGUUACUCGCAUGCUGUUCUGGUUUUAUGCUGUUUGCACAUUACCAUUUUCACUUUGCUUUUGAGUGGGAAAGGGUUACAAUUUGAAUCUUGUAAGAAAGGCCAUUAAUUAAAAUUCACUUUCUAAAGGACUACAGCUGCGUCAAAAUAUGUAUCUGAAGUAGUAAAGGGUAAAGCAACAAAAUUGUGAUCCUAUUAAUUAUCAUGAUUUUCAUCUGGAUUCAAAGGUCUUGUUUGUUCACUGCAUAUUGUUAGAUCAGCAAUACAUACAUUCACUGCUAAUAUUGGUUGUUAUAAUGUUACUUGUUUGUUUUAUCUCGAUUUUGGGUUCUAGACUUUAACCUUCUUUUAAGAAGAUAUCAAGAUUGUGAAGCUAAAAUUGUAGUCUUUUUUUGCCCCCCGGAUCGAAAGAUCGGGGGUAUAUUGUUUUUGGCCUGUCUGUCUGUCUGUCAUUCAUUGUGUGUGUCCCAAAACUUUAACCUUGGUUAAAGUUUUGCAAAAACCAUUGCAUUAUUGAAGAUUGCAACUUGAUAUUUGGCAUGCAUGUGUAUCUCAUGGAGCUGCACAUUUUGAGUGGUGAAAGGUCAAGGUCAUCCUUCAAGGUCAAAGGUCAAAUAUAUGGCUUCAAAGCGGCGCAAUAGGUGGUCAUUGUGUUUCUGAUAAACACAUCUCUUGUUAUUCAUUCUCUAAUUAAACAACUUUGACAAUAGUCUAUUAAUAAUUUGAUUUAAUGGUUUCCAUGUACCCUUGGGGCGCACAACACCAAGUAACCAGCACAUUGCUUGAAUUUUAUUGAGUUAGACUGUUAAAUAUUUCAACAAAUUUCACACAAUAUAACAUAUGUUUUCUGC
This is a messenger RNA of Dreissena polymorpha, 5773 nucleotides long. RefSeq lists its product as uncharacterized. The transcript is spliced from 4 exons. Lineage: Eukaryota; Metazoa; Mollusca; Bivalvia; Myida; Dreissenidae. The record is from RefSeq and is a predicted model, not a curated record. Gene Ontology annotation, molecular function: nucleic acid binding. The coding region runs from base 472 to 3960 and encodes 1162 amino acids.